This is a messenger RNA of Penicillium angulare, 2430 nucleotides long. RefSeq names its product putative vacuolar transporter chaperone (Vtc4) (gene vtc4). The transcript has 4 exons. The record is from RefSeq and is a predicted model, not a curated record. The coding region runs from base 1 to 2430 and encodes 809 amino acids. Gene Ontology annotation, biological process: vacuolar transport; vacuole fusion, non-autophagic; microautophagy. Lineage: Eukaryota; Fungi; Ascomycota; Eurotiomycetes; Eurotiales; Aspergillaceae. Gene Ontology annotation, cellular component: fungal-type vacuole membrane; vacuolar transporter chaperone complex.
AUGAGCAAUCCACUUACAAGCCUCAGGUUCGGCGAACACCUCCAAUCGUCUAUGAUAAGGGAAUACCACCCAUUCUACAUUGCAUACGAUGAAUUGAAAAAGGCCCUAAAGACAGAUUUUGUCACCCAGCCCACACCCGAUGUGGCCAACCCCCCACGAAAGGAAUGGACAGAAGACGACGAGAAGACCUUUGUGUCGCUGCUGGAAAGCGAAUUAGAUAAGGUCUUCCAAUUUCAGAAGCGCAAGAGUGAGGAAAUUGUUCAGCGCAUUCUGGAGAGCGAAAUUGAUGUGAAUGAUGUGGUUGCGAGACUGGACGAGUCUGGCACUCGUCGCCCAAGCGUCUUUCGGCCCCCGCAACCGCCUCCUACAGAUGAGGACUUUUUGUUGCUAGAGCAGAUGCUCAGUGAUAUUAUUGCGGAUGUGCAUGAUUUGGCUAAGUUUACUCAGCUUAAUUAUACGGGCUUUCAGAAGAUCAUCAAGAAGCAUGACAAAGAAACUAAAUGGUACCUGAAACCCGUGUUCGCGGCGCGCCUGAAAGCCAAGCCUUUUUUCAAGGAUAACUACGAUGCCUUUGUUGUGAAACUGUCCAAGCUUUACGAUUUGGUCCGCACCAAGGGUAAUCCUGUCAAGGGUGACGCUGCAGCUGGUGGAACUCAGCAGAACUUUGUGCGACAAACAACAAAGUACUGGGUUCAUCGCGACAAUAUCACCGAAUUGAAACUUGUUAUCCUGAAGCAUCUGCCUGUUCUUGUCUUCAAUGCUAACAAGGAGUUUGAGGAGGAGGAUACCGCUAUCUCAUCUAUCUACUAUGAUAACCCCGAUACCUGGGAGCUCUACCAGGGCCGUUUGAAGAAGACUGAGGGCGCUGAGGCCAUUCGUCUGCGAUGGUACGGUGGCAUGAAGAGCGACCAGAUCUUUGUAGAGAGGAAGACUCAUCGUGAGGAUUGGACUGGAGAGAAAUCGGUCAAGGCCAGAUUUUCUCUCAAGGAGAAGAAUGUCAAUUCCUUUUUGGAUGGCCGGAUGACUGUGGAACAAGUCUUUGAUAAGAUGCGCAAGGAGGGCAAGAAGAGCCAGAAGGAAAUUGACGACCUUGAACAGUUGGCUCGGGAGAUUCAAUACCGUGUCAUUACUCGUCGUUUGGUUCCUGUAACACGAACCUUCUACCACCGCACUGCAUUCCAGCUUCCUGGUGAUGCACGUGUACGUAUUUCCUUGGAUACCGAGUUGACCAUGGUACGAGAGGAUAAUCUGGAUGGUCGGUCUCGUGCUGGUAGCAACUGGCGCCGCAUGGACAUUGGUGUUGAUUUCCCAUUCUCUCAAUUGCCUCCAGAGGAUAUCGACCGCUUCCCAUAUGCCGUGUUGGAGGUGAAGCUGCAAACCCAGGCUGGCCAAGAGCCACCACAGUGGAUCCGUGACUUGACUGCCAGUCACCUGGUGGAAGCUGUCCCCAAGUUCAGCAAGUUCAUCCAUGGCUCUGCCACCCUCUUCCCCACCCGUAUCAACCUCCUCCCUUUCUGGUACCCACAGAUGGAUGUCGACAUUCGCAAGCCAGUCAAUCGGCGCUAUGGAAUCCAGCGGCCAAUGGCUAGCACAUCUAUAUCUGCCAAUGAUGAAGAUUCGGAUGAGGAGUACUCACCGGAUACUCCCCAACCCGCCAGUAACGGGCUUUCUGGCGCGUCUCCCGAUGGAUACCCUCUGUUCACCGAGACAAACGGCAACGAGUUAGACAUCGAGGAGCGCAUUGCUGCUCAGCCACUGGCAGGAGACGAGGAUUACCCACUUUACGACUCGGAUGACGAGGAUAUGGACUCAGAGCAACUUGAGGAGGCUCGCCGGGUUGGAGGUGCUUACUAUGCGGAGCAGCUCACCAAGUAUUACAUUCGUAAGACUGGUCAUUAUGCUUUACAAGGACUGCUGGCUAUAAUUCCACGUCCUCGGGCUACCCAAAUGCCUCCACCUGAGCAGCGUGGAAUCGCUGUCUUGCAGGGUACGCGCCGUACAUUCAAGCGAUACCAAGCACCCCCUGGAAAACGUAUCUUCGUCCCCGUUCGUGUUGAACCCAAGGUAUACUUCGCCGCUGAACGUACCUUUUUAUCCUGGUUAGAAUUCGCCAUUCUCCUCGGUGGUAUUGCUGCCGCACUCCUCAAUUUCGGAAUCGACACCAUCUCCCUCGCAUCGGCCUGGGCAUUCACUGUUCUGGCAGCAGCAGCCCUGAUAUACAGUCUCGUACUUUACCUUUGGCGCGUGGAAAAAAUCCGCAAGCGUCGCGAUGUUAAACGCGUGUACUAUGAGCGAUGGGGACCAACUCUUCUUGCCUUUAGUCUCGUUGGUAUUGUUAUGGUUAACUUCGGACUUCGCAUUCAUGCUGGUGGCUUUAUGGCCGGAGAAGGCAAGCACAAGCAGCCUGAUACUCGUCACGGCGAGCUCUGA